CGCCCUCCCGCGCUCCUCGAUGUCUCCCCGGCGGGGAGGACGCUGCCUGCGACACCCGCCGAGCGGCGCCCCCCGGAGCGCCCCGCUGUCGCCCCGCGGCGACGAUGAGGGCGGAGGGCGCCGACCACUCGAUGAUCAACCUGUCGGUGCAGCAGGUCCUGAGCCUCUGGGCCCAUGGCACGGUGCUGAGGAACCUCACGGAGAUGUGGUACUGGAUCUUCCUCUGGGCUCUCUUCUCCUCUCUGUUUGUCCACGGUGCUGCAGGCGUGCUGAUGUUUGUGAUGCUGCAGAGGCACAGGCAGGGCAGAGUGAUCUCCGUAAUUGCUGUCAGCAUCGGCUUCCUGGCCUCUGUGACUGGAGCUAUGAUUACUAGUGCAGCAGUGGCAGGCAUCUACAGAGUGGCCGGGAAGAACAUGGCUCCCCUGGAAGCCCUGGUGUGGGGUGUGGGGCAGACUGUGCUGACACUGAUCAUCUCCUUUUCAAGGAUCCUCGCGACACUCUGAGGUUCUGACGGAAUGUCUUCUUCACUAAGGAAAUAGAUGUACAGCUUCCCCGGAAAUGGCGUUGUUAACCAGCUGAAAUGAAAUUGUACAAGCAGGGACCGGGCAAGUCCAAACGUGUGGAAAGCCUGCCCUCUGGCGUUCAAGCGAUUGCACUACCGCACUGCACCUUACGUGCCUCCAUCCCAGGCAAGGUGCACAGGACACUAUGUGAAGCUGCAAGAAAAAGCACCUUGUUUAGCUGCCAAUCAGGUUAACAUUGGUGUUGAAAUCAUCGUUCUCAACAGUGUUGUGUUAAGUUACAGGGAGGUUUUGAGAAAUUGAUCUAUGUGCCAAACUUUUCUUUCUGUUAACAUCGAUCAUGUGACAGUUUGCAAGUGUAGAUGUAGGUGAGUGCUGUGAAUAUACUUGACAUGGAUUCAGGUAACAUAGUCAGACUUUGUUUGUCAUGCUAACUCCCAUAUGAAUGCCGAACACCAGGCUUUCAAUACUAAGGAAGGCAUUUGGUUUUUAAAGCUGAGUGUUUCUGGGACUUGGGGCUUUAAUAUGUCUAUGUGUUGUUAUUUAAUUUAUGUGAAAAACAAUAGUCUUCUUAAUGGAAGACUAGCUGAGCUGUUCUAAGGACUCAAAUAGACUUGGAGGGUGCAUACUUUUCAGUAACUUUCACCCUUUUAAUAGUUUCCCUGUACAUCAUAUUCUAUUUAUAUGGAUUCAAACACAUCGUCACUUGUGUGUCAUAAAAUAUCAUUUGAAAUUUUUCUUAUAAAUUUUGUAAGAAGUCUGAAAUGCAUGUUGCAUUCUUCAACCCUUCUAAGAAAGUUCUUGCCUCAUAAGUCACAGAACACGACCUUCUAACUCAUGUUGUGGUAGGAUUGUGUUGUAUGUGUACAUGUCUCGGCAGUCUUUGAUUCCGGAGUACUAACUGCUUAGAGAGUGGCCUAAAUUAGGCUCUGGGAUUUAAAAUGCCUCAUUUAUAGAAGACUAAUAAGUACCUUACAUAGGAAGAACAGUAACUCUCUUGCUCUGUAUGUGCGGUGGGGUUAGGAUUACACUAAAUAAAAACUGGGGGACAUAGUGUAUCACAAGUUGGCAGUUAGUCAGAGUGUAUCAAGACAGCACAGAGCCUUUGUCUGAGGGGUCAUUUCAGGGGUGUCAUUUGAGUUUUUGUUUCUAAGUUAUUACCUGAGUCAAAUAGAGUCUCGGAUCACACUCAUUAAAAUUCUAAAAUACAGAAUUUGUCUGUAAAACCUUUUAGGAGGUUUAGAAAAAUACACAGUUGUUUGUUAUGAAUACAAGAAGUCGGGAAAGUACAGACCCUGGUUGAAGUGAGUAUUGUGGGGAGAUGGUUAACUAGUUGUGAUUACAAAUGUGCUAACUUAAGAGAAUAUCCAUUGUAGAGAUUAUGAAUUUAUAAGUAAGCUAAAAAAGAAUGGAGCCCCUAAGCUCUUUAACUUCAUUUGGUUUUAAGACUUUUAUUAUCCAUACCCCUUUUCUCUAGCAAAAGAAUAUAUUGACAGCUUUUGGAGGGGCUGCUUUUGCCAGUACAUAAAGCAGUUUAUAAUGUGGCUUGGAAAUUCAACAACCUCCCCCCCCCCAAAUCAACCAUCAGUAAGUCUUCACCCUGAGAGGUGUGGGAAAACAAGUCUAGAGAUGGAUUCUGUGUACAAGCCUGCUGUUUCUCCCGUGUGUUCUUUAUAUUCUUCAUGCUUUCUGAAAUGAAACCUAGGCAUCUUUUCCAGAUAGACCUGGUUCUCCUUUCCUGUUGGCUGAUUUCUGCUCUUCCCUCAAGCGGCUUGUCCGGAAUUCAGAGCUUCGUGUACCACCAGGAAAAUUGCUAACACGGACAGUGCUUCUCAUGUACAGAACAAAUAUUUAUUUUAACCUGGUUAUUUUAUGAUCUAAGAAAGUUAUCAUAGGAGGUAAUAUGGAACCCAGUGUUUAUAACCUAAAAUUAACUAGAAAUUAACUUGACGCAUUGAAUAUGUGAAUGAAUGGACCAAAGAGGUUUGAGCUCCUGUUUCUGCUCUAGGAUGAAAGUCUGAGAGGGUUAUCAUUUUAUAGACUGUCCUGAAGUCAUCUCAUUGUCAAGCUGAUUUGCAUUAAGAAUUGUGUUUGUGUGUGUAUGUGUGUGUACUUUUAUUUUGAGGGGCAUUUUUAAUUUCUUCAGUUACUUCCAUUGGGAUUUUGUGUAACUGUCACUCUUGGUAGUUUGAAAUGCAGUUGAAUAGUAUGGAUUUAUGAAACUGUCUAAAUAGCUGUUUAUAUGGUGAAGUUUUCAAGAAGAUAGCCAUUUCUUAUAGAGACAAAUGUUUAAUGAUAUAUAUAUAUAUACACACACACAAGUAUAUCAUUAUAUACAUAUAUAGAUAGCUAUAUAUGAAUAUGGUCCAAUUGGAAAGCUUUGUUUGAUGAACAUUUUCCUAUUGGAGAAGUUGCUAUAUUUGUUCAGUUAAGGGAUCUUUUAGACUGGAGGGUGUUUAGGAUUUUUGCUGGAGACCCUUGUUUGGGACAUGACAAAAGCUUCCACCAACAUAGUCAAGUUUCAUGUUCUGAAAACUCGGCCGUGGUCUAGCAGUAAAUUUCCUUCAUGACAAAGGAAAAGUCUUUAGCACCAGGGCCUCAUGUAAGUUACAAGUGAAGCCUGUUAACUUCUCAAGAAAGAGGUGCAGGUCAUAGGCCCUGGCACAGUUCCAUUGGCUUCUCAGGGGACCUGAUGCCUGCAUUCAUUUCAAUUUAAAGUGUCAUUGUUAAUUUGAAUUCUCAUAUGUAUCAUCCAGUGUUAAAGUCUUAUCCAGGAUACUUUCUUAGUAUUUGCAAUGCAGAAUUCCACUGCUUCUUUUCCAAGCCCUUGGGGGGUUUUAUUUAUGAAAGGAAAGAAGGUUCACUGGAUGAUUUAAGAUUUAAAAAAAAAAAAAUGCUAUAGGAAACAGUGCUUCCAGGACCUUUCAUUUGCAGUGGAAAGUAGGGUGGCCUCUUUAAGGUACCCAGACUGGCACUCACUACCUAGCUCAGUUUGGUGAGUUCCCAUCUCCUAUGUACAAAGAUGGCUGAAAUAGGAUUCCCUCACUCGAGUCCACCAGGAACUGGCUAAACAGUUUCAAGCCCUAAACAGCUUGGGCAGCUAGUACCUUGUUGCUUCCUGAGACUCAUCCUUCACUUCCUCUUGUGACCUAGUUUUUCCUUUCCCAUCUCAUCCUCUGAAUUGGGCAUUACAGUGUCUUAGAUGCUGCUCAGAGCUAGGGGAGAAAGGACUAGAUUCUCAGCCAAUGCUCCAGUCUUGUGUCUAGGCUCUGUCGCCUUGUUCCCUCUGAUCUGAGCAUUGUUUAACCACUCUUAGUUUCAGGUUUCACUCUGGACUUUGAUGAAUUUCUCCUGGGUAAAAGAAUGCAUAUGUGACAUUAAGUGCUCAGAAGACAGUCAAUAGAAUGGACAGGUCAUUUUUGCAAUACCCAUUAGAGACGGCGUUUUGUAAAAUUUACCUUUCUUCAUCCAUUUCGUGUCUCUCUGUAUAUUUUAAGAAAGAAAACAAAUCUUUCCUCUAGCCUUGCUUUUGGCACCUCCUCUUUACUUCUUAAAGUCAGCAGGUAACUCUCCUAAGGGUACUUCGGGGAGUUGGUGGUACAGGGCAGACAGGAGGAGACUCCGGGGUUGUCACCGCUGUUACUACAGGAAGAGUAGAGGUGGCCAGCAUUUCCUCCGCUGCCAUCUCCUACUUCUUUGGAUUAACUUCAGACCUUCAUUGACUCUUGAUGUUAUCCAAAGGAUUGCCCUUGUUGUAGCUCCCCACCUCUCCUAGUCACCUGUCACCUGUCAUCCUGAGCAUCUGGGACUUCUAUAUCCUGUCUCUGUUGGUUUGUUUAUUACCUAUUUCUAUUUAACCUAAAAAAAAAAUACCAUUAUCUUAAACUUAUGACCAUUUUAUAAUGGAGGGAGUGACAAGAUGCUGAGAACACGUUCUGAACUGUUGGCAGACAGUGCUGUUGCCAUUUGAAAACCUUUUUGAAGACUGUCUCAAACAAUAUUUGGAAGCACCCCUUUUGAUUUUGUGUGUAAGACAUGAAGAAUACAGGGAAAUUACUGGGGAAUUUCUCACGGGUUUAGAUUGCAGAGAAGUAUGGUAACACAAGUUGAGUGGAACUGAGUCAAGUGCUGUUUCUUUUUAAAAUCAAGGGUUUGGGUUAUAUUCUCAGUGGUUCAACAUGACAUCAUCUAGUAGUCUCCUGGUUGCCCAGAAUUCUCAUCCUUUUGAAACUGUUCAGAAUAUAAAGGACAUUAUUUGAUUUUAAAAUAUAAUGUUUUUUAAAUGUAUGUGAAUAAUGCCAUUUGUAACAGAGGAAAGUUCAAAGAGGAGGAAUUGUUAAAGAGGUCAGUGCACAAAAGCACGCGUGAUAAAGUUCCCUGCAUUCUACAAGCAUAGUUCCUCCAUCCUGCUAAGAAUUUAAACCCCAGUGAGAUACAAGUUUGCUAAUAUUUCACUCUAAGGAGUGUGGGCUCUACCAAACACAUGCACUUAACAUCAUGGUGCAUUUUGUGUGUGGUAGAUUUGCCCUUCUCCCUUGGAGAUCCUUGUUCCCUCUAGGUAAUCCAGUGUGAUAUCUUGGUUUCUGAAUUUGCCUACGACAGAACAUAGCUAGGAUUUGUUUGGGAGGAAUUAAUGCUUAAUAUAUGAAAUGUUUUCAGUAAACAGGAAGUGCACUGGCUACCUCUUUGUGGUGGUAGGGCAGCAUUCACCUUUCUGAGCAAGCUGAGCUGUGAUCCAGAAUAAUUUCUUAAUUUAGGAGAUUGGCUCUCACAUUCUUUACCUGUGUGUUUAACUUAUCUAGUAGUUUUCUUGGUUUUUUGAACUGAUUUAUCUAGCAGUUUCUGUAACAAUCUCUCGCCUUGCUGAAGCAGAUGUCAGAUAUUAUUUCUUCAGUGUCACAGUUCCUUGACAGAAGCUGGAGUGCUGGUCUAGAGUGAGCGUUCUGUGCCUGUAGUUAUGCCGUGGUGCCCAUGGAAAAGGAAGUAGCUGACGGCAUCAGGUGGGGUGGGGUGGGGGUGAGGUGACGGAGGGAAGGACGAUGUGAUGCUCCUGUUUUCCUUUAGAUGCUAUCCUGUACCCACAGCUAGUGUAUGUAAUCUCACUCUCCCCUUUUGGGGAGUUCCCAGGUCUCUGAUGUCAAAUGGGAAACAGUAUGGCCUAAAUACCUAGAAAGAGGAGUUCUGAUGCAUGGUCAUCUAAGACCCAGGACCAGAGUACUUUCCCUCCCGGAUGUGUAUUGGUAAUUACUUUUUAAAUAUUAACUUUUUUAGAGCCCUGUCUAAAUGAAUGGUAGCUUGGGACUACUAAUGAUAUUACAACAUUUUGUUUGCUUUUAUUUUAAGUUUUAUGUAUUUGAGAUAGGGGCUCACUUGCUGUAUAGCCCAGGCUAGUUUUGAACUUGUGAUCCUCCUGUCUCAACCUCUCAGGUACUGGGAUUAGGGGUGUGUGCCACUGCUUGGCUCCUUCAUUUUAAAUCAAAAUGUUUACAUUCCAUCACUGAAUGUGGUUGGGAUGGAACAGUUUUAAAGCUUUCUUCCUGGAAAGACAACUGGAGGCUUUUGUUUGCAUAGAUUUUUUUCAGUGUUUAUGAUAGUGGAUGCGAUUUCAGGGAGAAAUCGAGAAACAGUCUGACUCUCUCCCCAGUACGCACCUUUAGUCAUGAGGUCCACCUGUUUAGAUGGAUAAAUAAGAAGUUCCCCUGUUGCUCAUUUUAGCCAUAUAAUCUGGCAGAGCAUUCACCUGUGCUUCUACCCUCAUGUUAGCCUCAGCCUUCAGAUGUCCCAGGAUGAGGGAGCAGCUUUGAAGUUAGAUGCUAAUGUGGCUUUGUUUAAGUAGCAAGUAUAAUUGAUCCGUCAGAAAAUACUAAGAAACUCACUUUAAAAUUGUAGUAGCUCUCAGCCCACUGAUGAAUCAUUUAGCUGAACCACAGUACAAUUUUUAAAAGCUAAAUGAUGACUCGGUGUCUUGGAAGUUAAGAACCUUUGCAAAGUGUCCUCAGUGGGGCUGGGGUUGGUACCAGUGAGCUGGCUUUGUUUGUACACUCCACUGCAGAGAGACUCUGGAGCUUAGGAAGGGCCACUGAGGCAGUCCAACUGCUCCCUUCCUAGGGUUCCCGAGGAGUCAGUCAGCCACCAGCUACGACAGGAGACAAUUGCUUUCACUACCCUUCAUUCCCCAGCGUUUCCCUUUCCUGUGGGUUCUUUCUUCAUUUUCCAAGCAAGUGUGAAACGGGGAAAUAUGUGGUCAAGCAAAUUAAAUGUGGGAUUUUAAAGCUGGGUUUUAUGGUACACUAGAGAUUCCUGUGUGAACAGUGUUAGUUUAAUAUUGUAGUACAAGGACAGACUUUAUGUAACCUUUAGAAAUACGUUUGCCAUCAGGGAUUUAUUUUUACAAUAAAAAUACUAAAUGUACUGUGAAGCUUAAAGACAGGAAGAAUAGACAUUGGAGGGUGAUACUCAAGCAAGAGUGUGUUUGAUGAAGUACCUGCAUUAUGUGAACACAACUUCCCCUUCUGUUAAGACUAUAAACUACACUGUAUGAAUAUGUGUACUGCAUGUUUACAUAAAACAGUUUCAUUUUGAAGGAUUAUUUAAAAUAUGUUUAUAUGUAAUACCUAACCGGCUGUAAAUAUUGUAUACUAUUGAUUUUUAAUUUUAUAUGAGCAAUUUUUUUAUUUCCCAAGUCAUGUACAAAUUUCAUUGUAUAUAUAGCAUAACUUCCUGGAGAACACAAAUUUUGCAGUGAAUUUUAAGUAUUUUAAUUGCAGUAAGCAUCGGGUUAGCCUCAGAGAUGCUGGUCCUUAUUUUAAAUUAUUUUUCACCACACAUUUUCUUCAAAGGGCAGCAAUAAACAUAUGCAAGUUAUCUUGAUCCUUGAAAGUUGGCCUGCGAAGAUGAGACCGCAGUCAAUCCACUGCUGUAAAAGAUGCACAACUCACACCAUCCCGCGUCUGGUCCCAGGACAACUUCGGAGAGCCGCACGUGGCUCUCCUCUGUAGUAUACAGGGUGAACUGAGGACAACACACAGAACAUCUGUUAAACUGAACCCAGCACUUCAAUGUCGUACACAGAAUUUAUUGUGUCAUUACACAGAAUUUAUUGGAUUAAAAUUUGUAAUAUACAGUAUUUUAAUAAAGUUUCUGUAUUCAAUUUCAUGCACUUAUAUAUAAAUAAACCUGUCUUCAAAAGCUUUA
Molecule: messenger RNA, 7715 nt
Organism: Peromyscus maniculatus bairdii (prairie deer mouse)
Lineage: Eukaryota; Metazoa; Chordata; Mammalia; Rodentia; Cricetidae
Gene: Tmem170b
Product: transmembrane protein 170B
Biological process (GO): negative regulation of canonical Wnt signaling pathway
Cellular component (GO): plasma membrane
Source: RefSeq, a predicted model, not a curated record